Patiria miniata (bat star) is the source of this 2806-nucleotide messenger RNA. RefSeq names its product 15-hydroxyprostaglandin dehydrogenase [NAD(+)]-like. Gene Ontology annotation, cellular component: cytoplasm. Gene Ontology annotation, molecular function: oxidoreductase activity, acting on the CH-OH group of donors, NAD or NADP as acceptor. The record is from RefSeq and is a predicted model, not a curated record. Lineage: Eukaryota; Metazoa; Echinodermata; Asteroidea; Valvatida; Asterinidae.
UAUAGCGCCCUCAAGGGAACAAGUGAUUCAGCACAUGGACUUUGAUAUUGAAGACCGUACCGGCAUAAUCAAAGAUAAAUUUACCAAGUUUCGAAGUAACUUCUCGUCCAGUAUUUCGUCUUGACAUGCCAGUAUGAGGGUGCAAGGGAAAGUUGCCUUGAACGGAGCUGCUGAGGGGUUUGGAAGAGCAUUUGCCGAAGAAUUGUUGAAGAAGGGUGCCAAGUCAUCAGAAGGACAGGAGACUACUCGACGUUUCACCUCUCAGUAUGGCAGCAACAAGGCCGUCUUUCUUCCAUGUGAUGUCACAUCGGACCAACAGCUAGAAGACGCUUUCAAGAAAACAAGAGAGAAGUAUGGCCAGCUGGACAUUGUGUGCAACAAUGCAGGCGUAGGGGACGAAAAGAAAUGGAGACAAAUGAUUAACAUUAACUUGACUGCUGUUGUUCACGGUACCUACUUGGCCAGGAAGUACAUGAGCAAACUGAACGGUGGAUCUGGGGGUGUUGUCGUCAAUGUUUCCUCAAUGGCAGGUUUGAUUCUUGGUCCCCUGUGCCCGGUGUACACAGCCACCAAGCAUGGCGUUGUGGGAUUCACAAGGACUAUGGCUUCAUUUGAUCCGGCCUUCACAGCAGAUGACAUCCGCAUCAAUACCCUGUGUCCCUCCUUCUCUGACACAGCCAUUGUUGGCAAGACAGAUGCCCCUGAAUUCAUCAGCUCUAACGUGAUGAAACGGGUCACAGGAACUAUCAAGUUGUUGCCGGUUUCCACGGUUGCAGAGGGCUUCAUGAGACUAGUGGAGGAGGAUACUCACGAUAAGGUCAUGCGGGUCACCCACGAAAGAGGCAUCGACUUCCAUCCAUUCAAAAAGACCCCUCCAGUGCCUAGCAAGAUGUGAACCCUUAUCACCAAACCCCAAAGAGAUGGUCUCAUGAUCAAGAAAAGUCUUGGAUUAUUAACCAAAUUACACCAAUUUUUGAACACAAAUAAAGUUAGAGUACGAAGGAUCAUUUGCAUUUCAUGCAUUUUUUUUGUUUGUUGGAAGCAACAAAACUGUUCCAAAUCUUAAGUUAGUGGGUGCACAACAACCAACUGUUGACGUUUCAGCGCACUGGAUACUACGCACAAUAUUUUGGUCUCGUAAGUGGGAGUGUGUGUGGCCUGGUGGUUAGGGUUCGUGACUCAUGAUCAGAGGUCAGGGGUUCGAAUCCAGCUGCUGGCCAUAUGUUGUGUCCUUGGGCAAGCCACUUCACCCCACUUGCCUCUCUUUACCCAGGAGUAUAAAUGGGUACCGGCAUUAGCUGGGGAGUAACCUGCGAUGGACCAGCAUCCCAUCCAGGGGGAAUAGAAAUAUUCUCAGUCGUUUCAUGCUACUGAAACCGGAGAUAAACGCCGGCCUGAUGGGCCACAUUGGCUCAUGACAGACUUUACCUUCACCAAGUGGGCUCUGCUACUAGCACUUCCAUUUUAAAAGAUGCGGGCUCAAUAUAUUUUAAUACCUCCUCUUGUGUACAAUCCCUUUGAUUUUUUCUUCUAAACUGUUUUCUUUAAAUCAGUGGGUUCAUGUACAGGUAAUUACCAAUGUUCCUACAUGGCUUUAAAGGCAUUGCAAACACAUGAGCACUGCUGCUUCUACACUUUUAGGGAGCAAUGAUUUGAUUGAAUAUUCGAAUGGUUGGUAUAUAUUUGGCACAAAUCCUAGACAAUUCAGGUUAUUUAACAUGCGGUUGGGCUUUUACUUAAGCUCAUGCACUGGACUCGUAUUUAAAAUUCUAAAUUUGAAUGAAAAUACUUGAGUUGCUUGAUAAAUUUAGUCUUAAUUGUAGAAAACUUUUUCAUCUAGUUAUCAUCUAGUAAUAGAAAUGUUUCUUGCAAACUGAAAUGUGCAUCAAUGAAAGAGAUAAGUGUGUAAUGUUUCACUUAAAGGGAAUCUCGAGAUAUACAAAUCUACAAGUAUAAAGUGCAUCAUGAAUUUCAAAAUAUUUCAUACUUUUGUGAUGUGUUGAUAAUUUCUGUCAUACUUUGAUGGGAAAGAAUUGUAAAGGUUUUUAUAAAUGUAGUUAUAUUUUGUAUAAUUUGAUAUUUUCAUAGAGCAAAAUAACUUAAAAUAUAAUAAAUGUAACCAACAAAAAUGAGUGCCAUACUGUCCAACAUUUUUGCCAUAAAUGGCAAAAAUUAACUAGAUUACUUGCUUAUUUGUUGUAAAUCCCAGGGAAACAAGUGCAUCUGGUUUUAUAAUAAUAAAUAUUAAGUAAUAAUUAUAUUAAUGUAACCAAUUUUGAUUUCAAUCAUCAAAAUUAAAGAUUGUUUUUAAAAAUGAUGUUGUAAAUGUGGCAGGGCCAAGUUUCACUUGAAGUUUGCAAUGUAUUUUUUUUUUUUAGCGUUUUAGUAUAGGAGUAGCCCCCUGAAUAACUCCAGCCUCUUACCCUUUCAUAAUAGUGUGUACCCCUGAUAAACUUCCCCCCUUCCCUAGUAACAUGACCCCUUAGGCCACAGGCCCCUCACUCAGUUGAGACCAGCGGCAGUAGAGACGGGACUAUACAAACGCCCUGCCAAUGAAAUUGUGCUUUUAUGUGCUUAAUCAUUAAAUGUAUUACAUGUAUUAAGUUUUUCGAAGUUUUGAAAGGUCUUUAGUAAUGUUCACAGCUCUGUCAAGUUUUAUACAGUUCAUGUAGGAAUUAUUACUUGAAGUUGUGAGAUUGAAUUUAGAAUUGCUUGAGGAAUGUUUGCUUGUAUUGUUUAAUUUGAUGGAUCACGAACCCUGAGUUUGGGGGUUUUUUUAAGAAAAUGUCGAUGUCACAAGGUUGAA